AUGGACUGCAUACCAUGGAAAGCGAUCAGAGCGCGCCGAUCUCGCGACCCUACACAGGCCGGCUGGCCCGACGCUAUGGCAAGCAUUGAAGAUACAGUCCGACUCGCUAAACUUCAACCUGCCGCCAUACGGCCACAUUCAGCCCUACCAAAGAACAAGCUAUCAGCUCUCAUCGACCCAGCCGACAUUCCAGAGGGAGGGCAUGUGCGUAGUCCUAGCGGCAACCUGCUCGACGCCAUGCAGUUCGAGGCACGUCCAGAUCGUCCUCCGUGUAUUCGGGAACGUCAACAGCGCAUUCUCGCGCGCGUGCGAUCACAAGCCUCUGUGGCUAAUGCCGAGCAAGUCGCGCCGUUUACGCAGGAUGCCGAUGAGAAAGAGUCUGGCAACCGGACCACCAUCGAGGCCGGAAAGCGAAGGAGUGAUAGCGAUAGUGCGAAAUCCUCAGAUGAAGGGACUCUGUAG
Molecule: messenger RNA, 462 nt
Organism: Cercospora beticola
Lineage: Eukaryota; Fungi; Ascomycota; Dothideomycetes; Mycosphaerellales; Mycosphaerellaceae
Source: RefSeq, a predicted model, not a curated record